AUGCAAAAGAUGCAGGAAAUAGAACAGACAACAAAUGCUCAAGGUCUCCCAUCUAAUAGAAAUAUCCUUAAUAAACUGAUGGCAUUAAAUCCUGGAUCGAACAAUCAUAUAACUAAUAAUCACAACAAUAUGGGCAAUCCUGGUGCUUUGACUGGGCCAUCACAAGCUGCUUUGGCAAUGUCCAGUUAUCAGAAUUUUCUCAUGGGGCAAAACUCGAUGAAUUCAAGUCCUAGCUCACUUCAUCGAGAAGGGUCCCCUUUCAAUAACCUGAACCAAAGUUCCUCGUCAGAUUCUUUUCAAGGUGGUGCUAGUGUUGCUGCUAUAAUCCCUGGCUCUAUGCAGAAUUCACCUGACAAUAGUUGUGGUGGAUUCUCAAAUCAAACAUAA
Molecule: messenger RNA, 387 nt
Organism: Vicia faba (fava bean)
Lineage: Eukaryota; Viridiplantae; Streptophyta; Magnoliopsida; Fabales; Fabaceae
Source: the annotation of a GenBank genome assembly